AGUGUCGCAGCUGCUGAUCUAUUUCUGCAUUCAUCUGAAUUAUGAAGGCUGCUGAAUGAGAUCAAAGUUUCUGCUGGAGAUCAAACUCAGAAUCCAAACAGGAUCUCAAACCUAAAAUCUAUCAUGGGCGACAAACACACUUCUGGAGAUGAGGAUUUGAUUGCAGCAUGCAGUUCCGUUCAUCAGAAGAGAGAAGAGGCAGAGCCCAACUGUGUGUCUCUGAAGUGUUAUGAAUCUAUGGGUCACUCAAUAAAUUUUAAGAGUGAAAACGCACAACCUGCUGACAGCGUGAAUAGAGAUGAUCAGAUAGGAGAUUUGCAGCAGAAUUCACUCCUACCAGACAAUGAUCAACUUCAGAGAGUUAAAGAGCAGCAUAAAACCAGCAUGAAGAACAAGUAUGAGAGAUUAUUUGAGGGAAUCAACCAUCAAGAGACUCAAACCCUCCUAAACAGGAUCUACACACAGCUCUACAUCAUAGAAGGAGAGAGUGAAGGAGUGAAUGAAGAACAUGAGAUUUUACAGAUGGAGAAAACAGCUAGAACAAAACCCUCACAACACACUCCAGUCUACUGCAAUGACAUCUUUGAAGCCUCCGCUGGACCAGGACAUGAGGAGAAGAUUAAGAAGGGGAAAGCCCAGAUGAAGACUGUUCUCACUAAAGGCAUAGCUGGAAUCGGAAAAACCGUCUCUGUGCAGAAGUUCAUUCUGGACUGGGCCGAGGGAAAAGCCAAUCAGGAUGUAGAUUUCAUGUUUGUGCUUCCAUUUCGAGAGCUGAACUUGAUCCGAGAUCAUCAGUACAGUCUUCAGAGACUUCUGCUGGACUUUCAUCCUGAACUUAAAGAUCUGGAGCCCGAGAUUUAUGAGCAGUGUAGAGUUGUGUUCAUCUUUGAUGGUCUGGAUGAAAGCAGAAUCCCACUGAACUUUUCAGAUGAGGAGAAAGUUUGUGCUGUGACUGAAUCCUCAUCGGUGGCUGUGUUAAUGUUGAGCCUCAUGAAAGGAGAUCUGCUUCCCUCUGCUCUCAUCUGGAUCACCUCCAGACCAGCAGCAGCCCAUCAGAUCCCCUCCAGAUACAUCAACCGUCUGACAGAAAUUCAGGGAUUCACUGAGCCUCAGAAGGAGGAAUAUUUCAGGAAGAGAAUCAGUGACGAGCAUCAAGCCAGCAGAAUCAUCUCCCACAUCAGAAGAGCAAGAAGCCUCCAGAUCAUGUGCCACAUACCAGUCUUUUGCUGGAUCUCCUCCACUGUGCUUCAGAAGCUCCUGGAAGAAGAUCUAAGUUUAGAAAUCCCUCAAACUCUGACUGAGAUGUACAUCCACUUCCUGCUGAUUCAGAUCAACAUGAGGAAGCAGAAGUAUGAAGAGAGAGAUUCAGAGAAACUUCUGCAGUCCAGCAGAGGAGUGAUCCUCAAACUUGCUGAAGUGGCUUUCAGACAGCUGAUGAAGGGCAAUGUGAUGUUCUAUGAGGAGGACCUGAUUGAGAGCGGCAUAGACGUCACUGACGCCUCAGUGUAUUCUGGGAUCUGCACUGAGAUCUUCAAAGAGGAAUCUGUGAUUCAUCAGAGCAAAGUCUACAGCUUCAUCCAUCUCAGCUUUCAGGAGUUUCUGGCUGCUUUCUAUGAGUUUUACUGCCAUUUAAAAAAGCAGAUAAAACCGUUGGGUUUGAUGUAUGAGAGAAAACAUUUACAUGAUGAAGAUGAAUGGAUGCAUGUUAAUGAACAUACAUAUUAUAAAUAUUUUCAGGCCUGGUCUGAGGAGUCUUUGGAUGAACUGUUCAGAUCAGCAGUAGAUCAAGCAGUCAAGAGCAGUAAUGGUCAUCUGGAUUUGUUCCUGCGGUUCCUGCUGGGCAUCACACUGGAGUCCAAUCAGAUACUUCUCCAGGAUCUACUGACAAAUUCAGAAAAGAGCUCAGCGAGCAUCCGGAGAAGCACACAGUACAUUAAAGACAAGAUUAGAGAUGGACAUGGACUUUCUUCUGAAAGAUCCAUCAAUCUGUUCCUCUGUCUGCUGGAAGUGAAAGACCAGACUCUGUCCAGAGAGAUUCAGGAGUUUGUGAAAUCAGGCAAAGACUCAGAGAAGGAACUCUCUCCUGCUCACUGCUCAACAAUCUCCUACAUGAUUGAGAUGUCAGAGGAGCCGCUGGAUGAGUUUGAGCUGCAGAAAUUCAACACAUCAGAUGAGGGAAGACUGAGACUGAUACCAGCUGUGAGAAACUGCAGAAGAGCUCUGCUACAGUGCUGUAAUCUCACUGCUAAGUCUAGUGGGAAUUUGUCUUUGGCUUUACAAUGCUCAAAAUGUGUCCUGAUAGAGCUGGACCUAAGUAACAAUGACCUGCAGGAUUCAGGAGUGAAGCUUCUCUCUGAUGCACUGAAGAUGCCAAAAUGCCCAAUGGAGAUACUGAAACUGUGCAUGUGUAAUCUCACAGCUCAGUGUUGUGAGAGUUUGUCUUUGGCUCUACAAUCCUUAAACUGUGUUCUGAGAGAGCUGGACCUGAGUAACAAUGACCUGCAGGAUUCAGGAGUGAAGCUUCUCUCUGAUGGACUAAAGAGUUCAAGUUGUCAGAUUGAGAUACUGAGACUGGUCACGUGUAAACUCACUGGUCAGUGCUGUGAGAGUUUGUCUUUGGCUCUACAAUCCUCAAACUGUGUCCUGAGAGAGCUGGACCUGAGUAACAAUGACCUGCAGGAUUCAGGAGUGAAGCUUCUCUCUGAUGGACUGAAGAGUCCAAACUGUCCACUAGAGAUAUUGAGAUUGUCUGGCUGUAUGGUGACAGAGGAAGGCUGUGGUUUUCUGUCUUCAGCUCUGACUUCAAACCCCUCACACCUGAGAGAGCUGGAUCUGAGCUACAAUCAUCCAGGAGAUUCAGGAGUCAAGCUGCUCUCUGAACAACUGGAGGAUCCAAACUACACACUGGACAAACUCAAUGUGGAUUAUGGAGGAGCAAAGAGGAUUACAACAGGACCUUGCAAAUGGGCCUGUUUUUUCACACUGGAUCCAAACACAGCACACACUGAACUCAUUCUGUCUGAGGAGAACAGAGAGGUGACUGUUGGGAUAAAGAAACAGUCGUAUCCUGAUCAUCCAGACAGAUUUGAUUAUUAUGCUCAGGUGUUGUGCAGAGAAAGUGUGUGUGGACGCUGUUACUGGGAGAUUGACUGGAGUGGAGAUUAUGGUGUGUAUAUAGCCGUGUCAUAUAAGAGCAUCAAGAGAAGGGGAGCAGGAAAAGAGUGUUGGUUUGGUUAUAAUGAUCAGUCCUGGAGUUUGAGCUGCUCUCCCUCCAAUUUCUCAUUUAGACACAAUAGCAGAGACAAAUGGACUCGCCUCCCAGUGAAGCCACUCAGCAGUAGAAUAGGAGUGUUUGUGGACCACAAUGCAGGAACUCUGAACUUUUACAACAUCAUCUAUAGAGACACAAUGAGCCUCAUCCACUCAGUCCAGACCACAUUCACUCAGACUCUCUAUCCUGGGUUUUGGGUUAAUUGUGGAUCAUCAUUAAAACUCUGCUGAGUCUGCUCUGCAGGAUACGUCAGUAGCAGUGAGCUGUUCUGGAGUAUUUUCUCCUCAUCACAUGUCCUAAUCCUUCAGCUAAACUUCUGUCUCUGAGAGAAUAAAUGUGUGUCUAGUCUAGUCUAGUCUGUGUGUGUGUUUCCAGAGGAAGAAAAACAUUGCUCGGCAGUUGCUCUUCCUAAUCUCAGGAGUUGUGUUUUUUAAUUUUCUUUCAUUUUAGAAUGACAGUAUCAGUAUGACAACAGUAUCUCAGAUGUUUCUCCUAAAAUUUCU
Molecule: messenger RNA, 3774 nt
Organism: Danio aesculapii
Lineage: Eukaryota; Metazoa; Chordata; Actinopteri; Cypriniformes; Danionidae
Product: NACHT, LRR and PYD domains-containing protein 12-like
Exons: 9
Coding region: 124-3501 (1125 amino acids)
Molecular function (GO): protein binding
Source: RefSeq, a predicted model, not a curated record